This is a messenger RNA of Aspergillus niger, 1881 nucleotides long. RefSeq lists its product as uncharacterized. Gene Ontology annotation, cellular component: mitochondrion. The transcript has 4 exons. NCBI's taxonomy places the organism in Eukaryota, Fungi, Ascomycota, Eurotiomycetes, Eurotiales, Aspergillaceae. Gene Ontology annotation, biological process: L-leucine biosynthetic process. Bases 1 to 1881 code for a protein of 626 amino acids. Gene Ontology annotation, molecular function: 2-isopropylmalate synthase activity. The record is from RefSeq and is a predicted model, not a curated record.
AUGCCCAUGCUCAAGGACCCCUCCCAGAAAUACAAGCGCUUUCAGCCCCUCCACCUUCCCGACCGCCAAUGGCCCAACAAGACCAUCGACAACCCGCCCCGGUGGCUGGCCACCGAUCUGCGUGAUGGCAACCAGAGUCUGCCCGACCCUAUGGAUGGGCAACAAAAACUCCGUUUCUUCAAGAUGCUCGUCGACAUUGGCUACAAGGAAAUCGAAGUCUCUUUCCCCUCCGCCUCGCAAACCGACUUCGACUUCACCCGUAGCCUGGUUGAGACUCCCGGUCUGUGCCCCGAUGAUGUCUGGCUCCAGGUCCUCUCCCCCUGCAGAGAAGAUCUGAUCCGUCGUACGGUCGAUUCCCUGAAGGGUGCCAAGAAGGCUAUUCUGCACAUCUACCUGGCUACCAGCCCCUGCUUCCGUCGCAUCGUGUUCAACAUGGACAAGCAGAAGAGUCUGGAGAUGGCCGUGCGCUGCACCAAGUAUGCUCGCUCAAUCACCAAGGAUGACCCGUCGACAGCCGGAACCGAAUGGCACUUUGAGUUCUCCCCCGAGACCUUCUCCGACACCGAGCCCGAGUUCGCUGCUCAAGUCUGUGAAGCCGUCAAGGCGGCGUGGGAGCCCACGGAGAAGGACCCCAUCAUCUUCAACCUGCCGGCUACGGUAGAGAUGUCUACCCCCAACGUCUUCGCCGACCAGGUCGAGUACUUCUGCCGUAAUGUCUCCGAGCGCGAGAAGUACGUCGUGUCCAUCCACCCCCACAAUGACCGUGGCUGCGCCAUUGCCGCCGCCGAACUCGCUCAGAUGGCCGGUGCCCAGCGAGUAGAAGGAACCCUGUUCGGAAACGGCGAGCGCACGGGUAACGUGGACUUGGUCACCUUGGCUCUCAACUUGUACACCCAGGGAAUCUCCCCCAAGGUGGACUUCUCCGAUAUCAAUGCGGUCAUCAAGGUGGUCGAGGAAAGCAACAAGAUCCCCGUCAACGAGAGAUGGCCCUAUGGUGGUCAGCUGGUCGUCUGCGCCUUCAGUGGCAGUCACCAGGAUGCCAUCAAGAAGGGAUUCAAGCUGCGCGAGACCGCCAGCCCCGAUGCCAAGUGGGAAAUUCCCUACCUCCCCUUGGACCCCGAGGACAUUGGCCGGAACUACGAGGCCGUCAUCCGUGUCAACUCCCAGAGUGGCAAGGGUGGUGCCGCCUGGGUUAUCCUGCGCAGUCUGGAGCUGGAUCUCCCGCGCGCCCUGCAGGUCGAGUUCAGCAAGAUCGUGCAGCGCAGAACCGAAGAAGUCAGCCGCGAGCUGCGCCCCUCCGAAGUCGUCGAGCUUUUCCAGGAAGCCUACCACCUCAAGUCCAACCCCCGCUUCAACCUGGUCGACUACAACAUCACCACGGAUCGUUCGCAGUCGCCUGCGCCUCCUGAGCCCGGCAAGGCCCUCAACACCAAGAACCUCAAGCGUCGCUUCACCGGUGUCAUCGAAAUCGACGGCAUCCAGCACGCCAUCACUGGUGUCGGUCCCGGUGCCAUCUCCUCCCUGGCCCACGCCCUGGCCACUCUGGGCAUCGAUCUCGACGUCGUCGACUACAAGGAGCACUCCAUCGGUCUGGGUCGUGAUGUCAAGGCCGCGACGUAUAUCCAGUGCACUGCGGCAGGCAGCAAGGAACAAGUCUGGGGUGUUGGUAUCCACCAGGAUGUGGUCCAGGCUAGUUUGAUCGCCCUGCUCAGCGCCGCCAGCUCCUUCCUGACCAGCCGCUCCGGCUCCCCCGCUCCCUUCCGCCCCAUCCGCUCCAACACCCUCACCGACGACGACCUCCAAGCUCUGGAAAUGCUGAACGGUCCCAGCAAGCCCAAGGUUGACAUUGACGCUCUGACCAAGCAGGCUGAGAGCCAGUAA